Messenger RNA from Punctularia strigosozonata HHB-11173 SS5, 2958 nucleotides. RefSeq names its product ATP-dependent DNA ligase. The transcript is spliced from 28 exons. The record is from RefSeq and is a predicted model, not a curated record. NCBI's taxonomy places the organism in Eukaryota, Fungi, Basidiomycota, Agaricomycetes, Corticiales, Punctulariaceae. Bases 1 to 2958 code for a protein of 985 amino acids. Gene Ontology annotation, cellular component: DNA ligase IV complex. Gene Ontology annotation, biological process: double-strand break repair via nonhomologous end joining; DNA biosynthetic process; DNA recombination. Gene Ontology annotation, molecular function: DNA ligase (ATP) activity; ATP binding; DNA binding.
AUGCUCCCGACUCCUGCUCCCAGUUCUCCGCCUCGUUCGCCACGGCAAGUGCCAGCCAGCACCCAGCAAGACGGUACCAGCUAUCCUGCGCCACCCCCUAGUGUCGGAAGUGCACCAUUCUACGUCCUGAUCCAGCUCUUCGAGAAGCUCCAAAACGAGCGUAAACCCGAACGCAGGAAGAGACUGCUGGACGGAUGGUUCAACCAUUGGCGCCAAGAGAUAGGCUACGACCUAUAUCCUGUCCUGCGCUUGAUUCUUCCUCAGAAAGAUCGUGAGAGGGCCGUGUAUGGCCUGAAGGAGAAGAACUUGGCGAAAGCAUACAUCAAGCUAAUACCCCUUGGGAUGAAAGACGCAGAUGCCAUCCGGUUACUGAAUUGGAAGAAACCUGCCGAUAAAGAUAGAUCUUCGGGGGAUUUCCCCACUGUCUUGUACGAGGUCGUGAACAAGCGGUCAUCCGUCAUAAAAGGCUUGCUGACCGUACACGAACUGAAUGACGUUCUCGAUGAGUUGUCUCAGAAUAUAGGAAAACAAGAUGUACAAUCUAGGAUUUUGCAGCGAGUAUAUAACCGUUCAACGCCGGAGGAGCAACGCUGGAUCGUCCGUAUUAUAUUGAAAGAUAUGACCAUCUCCGUCAAGGAAACCACCGUGUUCUCAGUUUUCCACCCCGACGCCCACGAUCUAUUCAACACUUGUUCCGACCUCAAGAAGGUUGUGUGGGAACUGUGGGAUCCUAAAAGACGUCUGAACGCCGCAGACAAGACGAUCCAGUUGUUUCGUUCGUUUGCACCGAUGCUCUGCAAACGUCCGACCCGUCGACUCGAAGAUUCGGUCAAGGAGAUGGGUGGCCGGACGUUCUUCAUAGAAGAGAAGCUCGAUGGAGAACGCAUGCAGCUUCAUAAACGCGGGAACGAAUAUUUCUACUGCUCGAGGAAGGGGAAGGAUUACACAUAUCUAUAUGGCAAGCAUGUUGGGAUGGGUAGCCUUACCCCUUUCAUCGACAAGGCGUUCGAUUCGCGAGUAGAAGAUAUCAUUCUUGAUGGUGAAAUGCUUGUAUGGGAUCCUGUCUCCGGGAGAAACUUGCCAUUCGGCACCCUCAAAACCGCGGCGUUAGAUCGGACGAGAAAAGAACAGAAUCCUCGCCCAUGUUUCAAGGUUUUCGAUCUCUUGUACCUCAACGGCAUGCCUCUACUGCAGAAAUCCACCAAAUUCCGACGACGGAACCUGCGGGCCUGUUUGACCCCGAUACCCGGUCGCAUAGAACUUGUCAGCGAGUUCGAGGGCAAGACGGCCAAGGACGUACGCACGCGCAUGGAAGAGGUAAUGGAGAACCGUGGAGAAGGCCUUAUUAUCAAGCACCCGGACAGCGAGUACGUGCUCAAUGGACGUAACAAGGAUUGGAUCAAAGUGAAGCCCGAGUACAUGGACAAUAUGGGGGAAACCGUUGAUGUACUGGUCGUUGCCGGGAACUACGGAACUGGACAUCGUGGGGGCGGUGUGUCGACCCUGGUGUGUGCGGUCCUGGACGAUCGCCGAAGACCGGAGGAGGAUGACGAGCCAAAAUAUGCCUCCGUCGUGCGUAUUGGUUCCGGUCUCAGUUUCGCCGACUACGUAUGGAUCCGGAGUAAACCCUGGAAAAUAUGGGCCGAGAGAAAUCCUCCUAGCUUUUACCUUACAGCCCCAAAGGGUACCGAGGAUAAAGGCGAUGUAUAUCUCGAACCAGAAGAUUCUUUCAUAAUCAAAGUGAAGGCUGCUGAGAUUGUUACUUCGGACUUGUAUUAUCUUGGUUUCACGAUGAGAUUUCCUCGCGCAGUGAACAUACGUGACGAUCUUUCCGUUGCCGAUUGCAUGACAGCUACGGAGUUUCUGGCUGAAAUGUCGGAGAGUAAGAAGCGCAAGGUAGAAGAGGAGACUGUGAAGCCGGAAAAGAAAAGAAAGACGGCGUCGAAGGUUCACGUCCUCUCCGAAUAUGGAAUGGGUGGGUCGAGGCUGAAGGAUGUGGCGGUCGAAUCGGUUCUAUUCAGAGGAAUGAGAUUCAUGGUAGUAUCCGACCCAAAAUCGAGGACUGGGGACGAGGACAAGCGCGACCUGAUGAAACUAAUCCACGCCAACGGUGGAAAGGUGGCCCAAGUUGUCUCGAAGAAGUUCCCUACACUGGUUGUGUAUGGAGGGUCGACAAUUCCAUACGACAUAAGGUUGAUCAUGCAGAAGGAUGAGGCUGAUAUCAUUAAGCCUCAGUGGAUCUUCGACUGCCUCUCACAGAGCGAAGUGAUCCCUAUGACGAAGAAAUACUUCUUCCACGCAACGUCUCGGAGGCAGGAAACCGACGAGUAUCGGCUACCGGAUGACGAUACGGUCAUGGCAGAAACAGCGAAUGUCGCGUUACGCCCCGCAAUCCCAACUCAGCAAGAGGAUCCGGAGCCUAAGGAAGAGGAAGAUCCGUCCCUGACGGAUUGGUUCAAUGUCAAGGGCGACGCGACUGCACAUCAGUCACCGCCCGGUUCUGACACAGAGUCAGAAACCGAACCAGAAUCCGACAACGAAGACACCAAAGAAGAAGAUACUGAGGAUGGCUGGUAUAAGAUUGAGAAUCUCAUGUCCAGCGAGGAUGCAGGAAGGAUCACAGAACUGGCGGAAGUUGUUCGUGGACCUCAGGUCGAGGAAGAAGCCGAAGCGGCGAAGAUGGGCGAAGACGACGAAGCCAUGGAAUACGAUCAGAACCUAAUCUUCAAGCAUCUCUGCUUCUACUUGGAUACACCUAUGAACGCGCGAAACCAUGGCAUGCCUAUCAAGACCAAACACGAGUCCGACAUCCAGCAACGCUUCGUUGAGAUCGACAGACUGAUCAGGGAGAACGGCGGACGCGUCGCAGACUUGGACGAUCCGAAGCUCACACACAUAGUUCUGGACAAGAGGGACGAUAGCCGGCGGCGAGAGCUGACGAAGCGGACGUCAAAGUAA